Molecule: messenger RNA, 3945 nt
Organism: Myripristis murdjan (pinecone soldierfish)
Lineage: Eukaryota; Metazoa; Chordata; Actinopteri; Holocentriformes; Holocentridae
Gene: adam17a
Product: ADAM metallopeptidase domain 17a
Exons: 19
Coding region: 76-2670 (864 amino acids)
Biological process (GO): Notch signaling pathway; membrane protein ectodomain proteolysis
Cellular component (GO): plasma membrane
Molecular function (GO): metalloendopeptidase activity
Source: RefSeq, a predicted model, not a curated record
AGUCCGGCUAGCCGCACUGACACUCAAAACCUGUGAUCAUGACAGUGCUAAAGUAGGCAUUUGAACAUUUUUACAAUGAGUUACAUACUGUUUAUAGCCUUCCUGGCCCCUUGUUUUGUAAAUUGCGCCGUUCAAUCAAGAACUACUCGGGAGGAGAGACAGAAAGAGGACCCGGAGCUCGGCGCUCUGAGCUCCGUCCUGUCAGACUUUGAGGUGGUGCCGUGGUCGGGCCUGCAGCUGCACUCGGUGAGGAAGAGGGAGGUCCACGCCCAGUCGCACCUGGAGCGCCUGGUCAGCUUCACAGCCCUGCACAGACAUUUCAAGCUUUACUUGACCACUAACACCGACCUGUUUACUGAGAACUUCAAGGCUGUGUUCGUUGAUAAACAAGGGAGGGAGGAGAACUACGAUGUUCAGCUGCAGAACUACUUUACCGGACAUGUUGUUGGAGAGGAGAAUUCCCGUGUGCAGGCACACAUAGACGGAGAUGAGUUCUCUGCCCACAUCUUGACGGAUGAAGCAGAGUACAACGUAGAGCCUUUGUGGAGGUUAAUAGAUAGUCCACCUGAUGGCCGGGUGCUGGUUUAUCGCUCUGAGGACAUCAAGAAUCUCAGCCGCAUUGCUUCUCCAAAGGUGUGUGGCUACGUCAACGCAGGGGCUGAGCAGCUGCUGCCAGAGACCGCCAGGAUGGAUUGGGAGGGACAGGAAGAGGAAAAAGAGCCCCACCACAGACAGAAGAGACAGGCCCACAAUCACAAAAAGAACACCUGCCCCCUGCUGCUGGUUGCAGACUACCGCUUCUUCAAACACAUGGGUCGAGGAGAGGAGAGCGUUACACUGAACUACCUGAUUGAGCUGAUUGAUCGAGUGGAUGACAUUUACAGGAACACUACCUGGGACGAUGAAUUCAAAGGCUACGGAGUCCAGAUCCAUCAGAUCAUCAUCAACAAGGAGCCCACCAAGCCUCCCCCCGGCCAUUCAGGUGCCGGCUGGGUCCACUACAACAUGAAGAACAGCCCGGUGAGAGGCAAGGAGGUCUGGGAUGUCAAGAAACUCCUGGAGCAAUUCAGCUCAGACAUCGCUGACAACGCCUCCACCGUGUGCCUCGCCCACCUGUUCACCUACCAGGAUUUUGAUGAGGGGACACUCGGCCUGGCCUAUGUGGCCCCUUCCAAACCCAUGGCCCUUGGGGGCCUUUGCCCCAGACCGUACUACCCAUCUCACUCUGUCAGGAAGCCCACUUACCUCAACACAGGUUUGACCAGCACCCAGAACUAUGGGAAAACCAUUCUAACCAAGGAAGCAGAUUUGGUGACAACCCAUGAGCUGGGCCACAACUUUGGAGCAGAGCAUGACCCUGAUAACAUCCCACACUGUGCACCCAGUGACGACGACGGGGGCAAGUUUGUCAUGUACCCAAUUGCUGUGAGUGGAGACCACGUCAACAACAAGCGUUUCUCCAACUGCAGCAAGAUCUCCAUCGGGAAGACAUUGCGUUUCAAAGCUCCUGUGUGCUUCAAGGAGAGGAACAGCAAAGUAUGCGGGAACUCCCGGGUGGAGGAGGGGGAGGAGUGUGAUCCUGGGCUGCUCCACCUCAACGAUGACCCCUGCUGCACAGCAGACUGCAGGUUCAAACCAGGCUCCCAGUGCAGUGACAGGAACAGCCCGUGCUGCAGGAAGUGCAUGUUUGAGCGGGCAGGGAAGAGGUGCCAAGAGCCCAUCAGUGCUACCUGUAAAGGCAUGUCCAGCUGCACAGGCAACAGCAGUGAGUGUCCUCCUCCUGAAAACGCCCCUGACGGCACCAUCUGUGUCGACAGUGGCCUGUGUCGCGAUGGGGAGUGCAACCCCUUCUGUGAGGCCACACAAAACCUUCAGUCCUGUGCCUGCAACGAAACCGAGGACUCCUGUAAAGUGUGCUGCAGGGGCAAAGAUGGCACCUGUUCUCCUUUCAUCAAGUCCGAAGGCACUUUUCUCUUUCUACGCAAGGGCAAACCCUGCACUGUGGGCUUCUGUGACGAGGGCGGGAAGUGCAUGAAGCAAGUGCAGGAUGUGAUCGAAAGGCUGUGGGAUUUCAUUGACAAGCUGGACAUAAACACAUUUGGCAAGUUCCUGGCAGACAACAUAGUGGGCUCAGUCGUUGUGUUCUCCCUCAUCUUCUGGAUUCCCCUCAGUAUCCUGGUUCACUGCGUGGACAAACGCCUGGACCAGCAGUAUGAGGAGAACACCAAGUCCUUCUACUACCCUCCCAGUAGUCAAGAAAUGCUGAGCGGCCUCGAGUCAGCAUCCGUGCGCAUCGUCAAGCCUCCACUACCUCCCUCCUCCUUCGCCGGCCGGACCGCGCCCUCCUCCCUGCCUCCACCACACCAGCAGCCAGGGCCACCACCUGCGGGCAGCAGCAGCAGCAGCAGCAGUACCCCGGUCCCAGGCACGAGCUGCGGCCCCACCCCGGCCAGCGGAGGGGUGCGGAUGGCCACCAUCCAGGAGGACAACAGCAGCGACUCUCACCUGGGAGAGGAGGGGCUGUCGGAGGAAGAUUUAACAACCGGAGGAGCCUACUCGUCGGCUACGAAAUCCUCCUACGAGGAUCUGACAGAACAGAGCCUGUCGGCCCGGGACCGGCGCCGCCUCAAGAGACAGGCCUGCAUUGACACUAAAGAGACGGAGUGCUGAGUGAACACCCCCUGAUGUGUUUAGUGAACGUAUAAAGCAUUACAUGCAUUCUUCUCAUCGACAAACAGAGCAUUCAUUCAAAGGUAAUGUAAUAUAUGUCACAUGAACUGAGGACCAGAUUUCAGGCAAUACUUGAUGUGAAUAUUAUUUGGUGAGCUGUAAGAUGUGGAUUCAACGACCAGUACAGAUGCUGCAUGAGUAGUCUUGUAAUGCCAGUGACUGCAGUCCAGAAUAGCUACUGAGUGAUGUCGUGUCGUGACGUGUGUAGGGAUGAAAAUGCGCUUAGCUUUUUUUUUUUUUUUUAUGUUAAAGCACUAGAAAUGGUCCUUGAUUAGAUGAACCCUAGAAAAUUAGUCUGUGGAAGUUAAUCUAGGUGAGUGAUAUGCCACGGGCUGGUCCCCGGCCUAGUGUAUCUCGAAGCUAAAUGAUCUUUCCUCUGUUUUUACGUCAUGGUUAAAUAUGAUCCUAGUUUUCCUUAACCAAACAAGUCCAGAGACCAGCAAAGUUGAUCUAGUAGCGCUGUCUGUUUUGCUGUCGACAUGAAUCAGAAGUGAAGAAAUCCUCAUUUAAUUUCUCAGUCUUGACACCCUCCCGUCUCCCAAAUGAUUAUCAUUAUUGGUAAACUAUUGGGCUGCAGACUAAUUGAACUUUAACUUGAGUAAAGAUGGUUAUAUCCUUUAUUUGUGUCAUAACUGCACUUAAAAGUAUUGUUCAUAUCAUUGAAUGAUGAACUGCAUUUUUUUUAAAUGUACAUACGGCGCUUUGUGUCAUCAAUACCUUUUUCUGGUUAAAAUUACAGGCUUGUGCAACAUUUGCGACCAUUGUACCUUUAGUUGUUAAGUUUUAAUACUGUAUAAGGAACAAGUAAUAAUAGCCUGUCCAGUAUUAAAUUUAGUUUGUGUGAGUAAAACUACUUUGAAAAGUAAGGGAUCAUAAGAGAAAGUUGUCAUUAUGGUUUGAUGAUAGCUGUCAUGUGUUCUACCUGUCCAUUUUCACCUCCAGUUUACUGUAGUGCCUUGUCGAAUUUGUGCCUGAACUGUUUCCUUGCUUACUUCUCUCUGUACUGAAAGCUGAGGAAACUUCCCAAUCGAUGAAGUGGAAUCUGGCCAUCCUGAAUUACUUUGCGAUUUUUCAGAGAUGGUCAAAUGUAAUUUCUCCUGAUACCCCUGCCACUUGGUUUUUGUUCUGUGUGCCAAUUUGAGCCGUGCAUCUCCCUUCCUUAUUUAAUGCUUUGUCACCACUGUUGCCUGUGUAAAAAUGUCUCUCAUAUGUCAA